Messenger RNA from Penicillium lagena, 663 nucleotides. Its product is annotated as cation diffusion facilitator family metal ion transporter. Gene Ontology annotation, molecular function: zinc ion transmembrane transporter activity. The coding region runs from base 1 to 663 and encodes 220 amino acids. NCBI's taxonomy places the organism in Eukaryota, Fungi, Ascomycota, Eurotiomycetes, Eurotiales, Aspergillaceae. The record is from RefSeq and is a predicted model, not a curated record. The transcript is spliced from 3 exons. Gene Ontology annotation, cellular component: membrane. Gene Ontology annotation, biological process: zinc ion transmembrane transport; intracellular zinc ion homeostasis.
AUGCCAAAGCAGAAGGUCCCGGAGUUGGCGGGCCUAUUGGUAACUCGGAUACUUAUUUCUUUGCACACAAACCACCGACACAACAAUAUCCAACCAUCCAAAAAGGGAUACGAUCUCGGCAUGCUAGGUGUUCUGAUUCACGUUCUUGGCGAUGCCGCCAACAAUGUUGCUGUCAUAAUCUCAGCACUAAUUAUAUGGCUCACAAAAUAUCCUCACCGCUACUACGCGGACCCUGCAGUUAGCAUGACCAUCGCCAUUGUCAUCCUCGCAACGUCGCUCCCAUUAGUAAAAAAAUCAGGCAAGAUCUUGCUGGAAAGCGUCCCAAGUGGAAUAAACCUCGACGACGUCAAACAUGACCUUGAAACGAUUCCUGGCAUUAUAUCAGUUCACGAAUUACAUGUUUGGCGACUGAACCAAGAGAAGGCAUUGGCAUCUGUGCAUGUCUCGAUGUCAGAUAAGACGAUUUCAGACUUUGUGGAUAUCGCGAAGACCAUGAGCGACUGCUUUCAUAGCUAUGGGAUCCAUUCGGCUACUGUACAACCAGAAUUAGGGCAGACAACUACCGCUGCAGUGGCGACGGGGGUUGAGCAUAAGGUUGCUUGUUUGCAACCCUGUCAAGUGAAGUGUGGCACUUCUUGCGAGGUCUUGACUUGUUGUGGGUAA